Molecule: messenger RNA, 2210 nt
Organism: Leucoraja erinaceus (little skate)
Lineage: Eukaryota; Metazoa; Chordata; Chondrichthyes; Rajiformes; Rajidae
Gene: clic4
Product: chloride intracellular channel 4
Exons: 6
Coding region: 296-1054 (252 amino acids)
Source: RefSeq, a predicted model, not a curated record
UCCCAGGACGUGGCUAAAGAAAGCAUCUGAACUAAGGAGGAGGGGAAAGGGGGAGAGAGAGGGAGGGAGGGAGAGAAAGAAAGAGAGAGAGAGUCAAAUUACUAAAGACAGACAGAUUCUGAACAACACUGAACAGGCUCAGAAACGCAAAAGCGAAUCUCUUUAUUACCGGAGUGUAGCUCGCUGCAGUUGCUCUGAAUCGAGACAGAGGGAGGGAAAAAAGGAGCAAGAUUGCAAACUUGGGCAGAAAGUCAGAGGCAGCAGACUAUUGAAGAGAACUCGAAGUUGCUUCAACAUGGCUCACUCAACCCCACUGAAUGGAGUGGACGGACACAAGGAUCCUUUGAUAGAGUUGUUUGUUAAGGCUGGGAGUGAUGGAGAAAGCAUCGGUAACUGCCCCUUCUCUCAACGACUCUUCAUGAUCUUGUGGCUCAAGGGUGUGGUUUUCAAUGUCACAACAGUUGAUCUUAAGAGGAAACCAGCUGACCUGCAAAACCUGGCUCCUGGAACACACCCACCAUUUAUAACCUUCAACGGAGAGGUGAAAACCGAUGUUAAUAAGAUCGAAGAAUUCCUUGAGGACGUCCUGGCUCCACCUAAGUACUUGAAGCUCGGCACAAAACACCCAGAAUCCAACACAGCCGGGAAUGAUAUCUUUGCAAAAUUCUCGGCUUUCAUCAAAAACUCCAAGCCAGAAGCUAAUGAAGCUCUGGAGAAAAGCCUGCUAAAAACCCUGCAGAAGUUGGAUGAGUAUCUGAACACAGCCCUUCCCGAAGAGAUUGAUGCUGACAGCAUGGAGGAUAUCAAAGCCUCCAGCCGCAAGUUCCUGGAUGGAAAUGAGAUGACACUAGCAGACUGUAAUUUGCUCCCCAAACUUCACAUUGUCAAGGUUGUAACAAAGAAAUAUCGGAACUUUGACAUUCCAAAGUACAUGACGGGAAUUUGGCGGUACCUGCAGAACGCUUACACCAGGGAUGAAUUCACAAACACCUGCCCUGGAGACAAAGAAAUCGAAAUUGCUUAUGCGGAUGUUGCAAAACGCCUCAGCAAGUAAUGACCAGCAGGGCCAGCACAAGCACCAACUAACAGAAAAGCUUUUGUUAAUAGACAAUGCUUUCCUUUUAUUGCAUGGUAUGGCAAGUUGUCAGAUAUAAUUUUAUAUCUUUUAUUGGAUUAUAACUUCAGGUAUCUCAGUUUUUACAUUUUUUUAUAUAUACAUAUUUUAGGAAGGGCUUUCAAUGUUCCUGCCAGGCAAGCCAGCGAUUGCUCCGGUGAUCAUAACAAUAAGGUGAUUGAUACGCAAGAAGGAGUCGAUUUUCCGUGUGACAUUGUUAUUAUAGGAAGCUGUGCCUGUAAGACCUUGCACUGUGAAUGGUCAUUCUAUCAGCUACGUCAAAAAUAGCAAAAUGACUUUGUUUAUCUUACAGUCAAUUUUGAUCACAUUUAAAUAUAGAUAUUACAAACCAAUCUUGGCCUCAAAAAUUAACAGUUUGCAGUGCCUAACUUGUUAAGUUCACAGCAGUUAUCACAAAUGCCUAAGUGUAAUCACCUUUCAUCAAGCAAGUAACUUGAAAGCCCUGGCAUAGGUAUUAUGAAGGAUAUACACAUUAAGUCACAAAAUAUUAUAACAGUAUUCUAUGGAUUUAUUUUAUUAAUAUAUCUAUAAUGCUGCAACAAUCCUCUAAUUUGUGGUUGAUUGACUACUCAUGAGCUUCACUUGCCCCACUAUUAAAUUUAAUUCGUAACUGUUUUGAUGUUUUCUUUCUUUUCUUCAGUCUUACUGAUAUUUUGAUAAGUUAACAGAAGAAUCCGUUUCCGUGGAAUCAUAUAGUUGCUGUAAGGGCCAGGUAAAUCAGAAAUGGAAUGAAAUCAACUUUGAAGUAAAACGUAGUCAUGAGUGGCGGAGUGGGCCAUGCAACUUUGGAGUUUAUGGGAUCUUUUGUAAGAUUUUUUCAAGCGAAAGUUAGUCUUAAAGGGCUAAAAUAGAAACAACUGGAUUUCUCUCUCCAUGUACUCACGUAAUUUCAAAAGAGAUUGGUUUAUUUGAAUCCAUGCAGGCAAAUUCAAUGAAUAACCUCAACUUGUGAGGAUAUAUCUUGUGUUUAAGAGGGAACUGCAGAUGCUGGAGAAUCGAAGGUUACACAAAAAAGCUGGAGAAACUCAGCGGGUGCAGCAGCGUCUAUGGAGCGAAGGAAAUAGGCAACAUUUCG